AAAGCCAGAACUCCCACUUUCUAUCACGCCCUGCCCUCGUAUUAUUCCGGAGACUGCACGCAGACAUGGCGGCGGAGGGAGAGGAGCAGCCUCUGACUUACAUAGAUGAGGUUGUGCUGAAGAAGAGGAGAAACAAUGAGGAGUGGGCCAUACGAAGGAAGCAUCAGCUGGAGCAGAAAGUCAGGAAGCUCAAAUCUGAUAGCUUCAUCAUCAAGAAGCCCGAACAGUUCAUUAAAGAAUAUCGAGACAAGGAGUUGGACCUGGUAAGAAUGAAACAGAGGGGUAAAAGGAGAUUACCAGCGUUCCCAACAUCCAAACUGCUUUUUGUCAUACGUAUUGGAGGGAAAAAUGAUAUGCAUCCGAAAACACGAAAGUAUUUAUACUCAUUGAGGCUGGGGAGAGUAUUUGAUGGGGUAUUUCUAAAGGCUGAUGAAAGAGCAUUAGGAAUUUUGCAGAAGUUGGAGCCUUACGUCACAUAUGGGUAUCCUAAUCUCAAGAGCGUGAGGGAUCUGAUUUUCAAGAAAGGGACUGGAAAAGUUGGUAAACAAAGAGUGCCUUUGACAGACAAUAACAUCAUUGAACAG
Molecule: messenger RNA, 584 nt
Organism: Cuscuta epithymum
Lineage: Eukaryota; Viridiplantae; Streptophyta; Magnoliopsida; Solanales; Convolvulaceae
Source: the annotation of a GenBank genome assembly